Symsagittifera roscoffensis is the source of this 1263-nucleotide messenger RNA. RefSeq lists its product as uncharacterized. The record is from RefSeq and is a predicted model, not a curated record. The coding region runs from base 1 to 1263 and encodes 420 amino acids. The transcript has 4 exons. Lineage: Eukaryota; Metazoa; Xenacoelomorpha; Acoela; Convolutidae.
AUGGCAUGGGUUGUAGCUGCAAGCUCUCUAUUUCAUAGCUUGAAUACCUUACGACCAGCAGAGAAAGCGGAACUGGACGAACUGGUAUACGCUGAAUCGGGAUUAUCGCUGAAUCCUCAUACCGUGAGGAAGAGACAAAAUUUACAGACUCUUCUGGAAGAGCAUCCUCUGGUGGACAAGGAGAUAAUUCUUUGGCACGACGUACCAGGUGAAAAAUUAUGUGAAAUUGAAGCUGCUGCAAAAUCAUACGCUAAACGUGUGCGGCAAACACCGUCGGAUAGAGGGAUUGAGAAAGCCAGGAAGUAUUUGAAGGACAAUGGUCUAUUGGCAGUCCCAUUCGAUAAAGGUGUUGGCUUCUGUGUAAUGAAGAAAACGACAUAUGAGGCUAAACUAACUGAGCUGCUGCAAUCGGAACAAUUUAGCGAAAAACCAGGUUUAACUGAUAGUGUUGUUAUGAAAAUUGAGAAAGACAUCAACAAAGAACUGUUGGCCAUGAAAAAGAAAGAUGAGAUCGAUGAGGCACUGUAUAGUAGGCUUAGGUCCACGGGAGGGCAGCCAGCUCGUUUAUAUGGAUUGGCUAAAGUACAUAAGAAAGGAACCCCUCUCCGUCCCGUACUGUCACUGCCAGGGAGCUCAUAUGAACAUCUAAAUAAAACUUUGGCCAAAUUUUUUGACAACAUUGAGGGGGCAAACAUUGAGACAAACACACAAAUGGCUCGGGAGAUCAUAGAGAACAUAGAUCUAGACUAUAAUGAGAGUAUUAUCUCCCUGGAUGUCAAAAGUUUGUACACUAAUGUCCCACUAAAGGAGGCAAUAGAUAUAGCACUGAGGAAACUGUACGAACAAACUAGUCCUCCUAAACUGGCACGCGGAACUAUGAAGAAAUUGUUGAACAUGGCUAGAUGUAAAGAGCAGCGAGAUCAAGAAAAACCAACAGAAAAUGUCAAAGCGUUCCUAAGAUAUGUAGAUGAUAUAGUGAGGACGGUAAAAGGGGAUCCAGAUAUAGUGUUAAAAGCAGCUAAUGAGCUCCACCCCAACUUACAAUUCACUAUCGAAAAUCCGGAUUCGAACGGAGACUUAGCCUUUCUAGAUUUGAACAAUAAUGUGGACUCACGAAAAAAGGGAUGUAUGGAAGACGUUUUAAGAAGAAAUGAACUGGGAGCAGUCCCAUCAGAAGUAUUUCUGAGAAUCCACAACAACAACAACAACAACAACAACCCAGGAACGACGGUGGCCGAGGAAGAAAAUAGUAAAGCCGACUAG